AUGACAGUCUCUAGAGAUCAUUACUACAAGCUCAGUAGUGACAUUGAGCAAGAAAGAAUCACUUCUUCAAUCGCAUUACUUACAGAGUUAAGUGAAGCUAAUGAUGAAUCUGAAUGGGAAUAUGCAUUAACUAGAUUGAUUAAAGGUCUUUCAUCUUCAAGAGGUUCUUCAAGAGUUGGGUUUUCUACAUGUUUAACAGAAUUGAUCAAUAUAAGACGUGAAAAUGGUUCAUUAUCCCUAAAGCAAUUACUUGAGCUCAUAAACACCAAUACUAAAGUUUCAAGCUCAAUGAAUGGUAAAGAAGAACGUGCUGUCUUGUUUGGUAAAUUAUUUGGUUUACAAUGUAUUUCUAAUGUUAAUUCUGGUGUUUUUGCCUCAGAUAUCUCAAGUGAAAAUUUCAAAUUAUUCACUGAUAACUUAUUCGAUCUUGCUUCACAAAAAUCAUGGAUUAGAGAACCAACCUUAUUUACAAUGGUUGGAUUAUUAGGUUCAGUUUAUUCUAAAUUAAGUGAAGAUUUAAUUCUUUACGUUUUCACAAAAUUAGAUGAAUAUCAAUUAUCAUUAACCACUGAAGGUGUUGCCUUAUAUCUAUCUGUCCCUUCAACUUUCAGAAAUACUACAUUAAAUUCAACAACAUUCCAAAAUCCAACUUGGAAAGAAGCUGAUCCAUUAAAACAAGUAAAUAUUGCAUCUUUAGCUAAAGUAUUGAAAGAUGUUUCCACUGGUGAUGAUUCGGAUGAUAACAAUACAAAAGGUAAUAAUAAAAAAAAGGGUUCUUGGUCACCAAGAUUACAUUUUGUUUGGCCAUUAAUUGUUAAAGAAUUAACAUCACUUAAUAAUAAUAAUAAUGAACCAAUUGAUCAACAAGUUGAAAAUUCUAAAAAAAGAAAAAAAUCAAGUAAUGAAGGUAGAAAAAAAUCCAAAUCAAAUGGUAAAAAUCCAAAUAAUUCCACUUCAGAAUAUAUUAAUAUUGCAGAAUUUUGGAAAGUUAUUAUUGACGAAGGGUUCUUUAGUGAAAAAGCUUCACAUGAACGUAAAUUUUGGGGAUUUGAAAUUUUUGAAUUAUUAUUCGAAUCAGUCCAACCAGAACAAUCAUCUCCAUUAUUUACACAAAAUUUUAUGAGAACUUUAAUUAAUCAAACUUCAGAUAGUAAUAGAUUAUUAAAUAAAGUUGCCAAAAAGACAUUAAACAAAAUAACAGAAAUUUCAAUAAAUCAACCAGAAAAGAUUAUUCAUGUUUUACAAAAUGUCCUAAUUGGUGAUUUUGGUAGUUUACAAUUUGAUAGAUUAACAAAAUCUAAAACUGUGGAAAAAUUAUUAACUGAAUCAAAAGCAAAUUCAACAAUUGCAAAAUUUUUCAUAAAUGUAUUGAAGAAUCCAAUUGUUAAAAAUCAAGAUUCAGGUAAAGAAUCUGAACUUAAAACACAAAAAUGGGCAAUUGAUCAAUUAUUACAUCUUGUUCGUGGUAAGAAAUCUUCAAUUGAUAUUGAAACUGAUUUAAAAUGGUUAGACUCAGUAUUGAAAUCAUUAGUCCAUAUUGCCUUUUUCAAAAAAUCAGAUGAAGAAGAAUCACCAAUUGCAGAAUUUGCUCAAGAAAGAUUGAAUUCCAUCUUAUCAGAUGUUGUUACCAUUGAACGUACUGAUAAUCAAACAUGGUCUUUCAAGACAUUAAGUUUCUUAACUGAAUAUUCUGGUGAAAAAGUACCAAUUUUUGAAUUUGAUGAAGAAUUAGGUUCAGUUAAGGAUAAAUCUUUGAAAAUUUUAAAAAAAAUUAGAAAUAAAAGAGAAAGUUCAAAACAUAUUGAUAAUUCAAGACUUUUAGUUUUUGAAUUAUUAUUUUCUAUGGUUACAAUUCAAUUAUUUUCUGGUGGUGCAGAAUCUGUUGAUACUUUACAAGAAUUACAAGAUUAUUAUCAUGCUCAUAAAAAGGAAAGCGCUGAUGAUGAAGAUAAUGAUGAUCAACAAGAUAGUAUUAUUGGUAUUGUUGAAAUUCUACUAAAUUUUGUUAGUCAAAAAAGUUCAUUAUUGAAAAAAUUAAGUAUGAUUGUAUGGGAAAAUUUUUGUGAAAAAAUUGAUUUAGGUGCAUUAGAAUUAUUAUUUGAUGUUAUAAAGACCAAGGAAAAUAAAGAAGGUCAAAAAGCAUUAUUUGAAGGUGAAGAUGAAUUUGUGGAUGAAGAUGAAGAAGAAGAAGAACAUAGUCAUGAUCAUGAUGAUGAUGAUGACGAAGAUGAAGAAGAAAGUGAUAGUGAAAGUAGUGGUGAUGAAGAAGAUGAAGAUGAAGAUAACGAUGAAGUUUCUGAAUUAGAUAAAAAGACAAAUCUUGCAUUAGCUGAAGCUUUAAACAUUUCUCAACAUAAUGGGGAAGUUACAUUUUCAAGUGAUGAUGAAGAUGAUGAUAUGUCUGAUGAAUCUAUGGAUGAUGAACAAAUGAUGGCUAUUGAUGGACAAUUAUCAAAAAUUUUCAAACAACGUCGUGAUGCUUUAGACAACAUUCAAACUGGUAAUAAAAGAAAAGCUGAAGUUCAAGAUGCAAGAUCAAACAUCUUGUUGUUUAAACAUCGUAUUCUUGAUUUACUUGAAACUUUUGCUAAGAAAAAUCCAAAUAGUGAAUUACUUGUUUAUACAGUGGAACCAUUAUUAACAGGUUUAAAAUUAACUUUAGAUAAAUCAUUAGGUACAAAGAUUCAUAAAUUAUUGAAGAAUAGAAUUUGUAAAUCAAAAAUUGAAAUCAAAACUCUUGAUAAAGAUUAUUUAUUUGAAUUACUAAAAAACAUCCAAACAGAUUCAUUAAAAACAUCAAAUACAAAUGAUUUUAAUCUUUCAUCAUCACAAUGUUCAAUCUUCAUUUCAAAACAAAUUUUAGCAUUAGAUGAAACUUCAGCUGAUUUAAUUAUUGAUCAAUAUACUGAAUUAUUGAAAAAAUGGUGGACUAAGAAAAAUUCAAGAUUAACAAGUUCAAUAUUUUUCGAUUUUAUCAAUUGGUUAAGUUCCAAAAGAAGUCAAAAUUAG
Hansenula ciferrii is the source of this 3009-nucleotide messenger RNA. RefSeq names its product DNA-directed DNA polymerase (gene POL5). Gene Ontology annotation, molecular function: rDNA binding; transcription factor binding. Gene Ontology annotation, biological process: regulation of DNA-templated transcription. NCBI's taxonomy places the organism in Eukaryota, Fungi, Ascomycota, Saccharomycetes, Phaffomycetales, Wickerhamomycetaceae. Gene Ontology annotation, cellular component: nucleolus. The coding region runs from base 1 to 3009 and encodes 1002 amino acids. The transcript has a single exon. The record is from RefSeq and is a predicted model, not a curated record.